AUGUCUUCCAUAUUGUAUAUACUGAAUGAGAACCUUGAGCCGUUAAUCUCAAGGAAUAUAAGGGCUUUACCAUCUACAGAUCUCCCUAUUGCACAAUUUAAAAAAUUAUAUCAUCCAGGUUCUCCACCAGUGAUACGAGGGAAUCAUGAUACCUUUGAGUAUAUGUACCAGGGUUUUUCUUAUGUUUACAUACGAAGAGACUCUCUAUUUUUUGUCAGUUUGGUAGAUAAUACAGUUGAUAUUAUGGAGACAUUACAUUAUUUGGAACAAUUCUAUCUGUUGUUGAAAAAUUAUUUUACUGUUAAAGUAUUAGACAAGAAUUUAAUAUUAGACAAUCCUAUUUUAGUGAUGGAAUUACUAGAUGAAAGUAUAGAUUUUGGGUUUAUUCAAGUCACUGAUGCGGGACUAAUUAAAGAUUAUAUUCGUGUGAAAACUAAUGUACCAGAGAUUGAUGAAAAGAACAAAAGAUUGCAACUCGGUGGUGUAAAGAAUCAAUCUGAGUUUGAUGAUGAGGAUGAUAUGUUUGGUAGUGAGAGUGAUGAAGGAAGAAAAAAAGUUCAAAAACAAAGACGUAAAUUAAAGCAUCGUCAUAAGAGUACUACUAAGAGAGAAUUAGGUCAUUUGACUAAGAAAGUUGUCCAAACGUGGAAACGUGAUCAAAAGAAAAAAGGUACGUUUGGGAAUAAUGAUAAUGAUCAUGAUGGACAUAUUGAGGGAGGAGAUAAUGAUGAUGAACUUGAUGAUACAUUUAUGAAUAGUGAUAUUGCGAAGACUACAGUGAUGGCUAUUUCUUGGAGAACGAAAGGGAUCCAUUACGCUAAGAAUGAAUUUUAUUUGGAUGUUGUAGAGAAGAUUGAAUAUUAUAUGGAUUAUGAUAGUCAAACAGUUAGAAAAAAUACGAUACAUGGUCAAAUUGUUUGCAAAUCAUUUUUAUCUGGGAUGCCAGAGUUGCAUGUUUCAAUAAAUAAGAUUUUAAACAAAGAUAAACAAUUUUUAUCAAGUUGUAAAUUUCACCAAUGUGUCUCUUUAGAGUCCAUCGAAGAAGGCAAAGAGAUUACUUUCAUACCACCAGAUGGUGAUUUUAUUUUAUGUUCAUAUGAAUUGAAACGUCAUGUACGUGAUCAACCAAUUAUCAAAUUAAAUAAAUUUGAAUUAAAACAAAAAUUGAAUAAAUUUAAAUUACAAAUACAUUGUAGCGUAGAAUCUCAUUUUAAACCAACAAAUGUCACAUCAAAAUUAAAUUUACAAAUUCCACUAAAACAAUUAUUUCAAAAAUAUCAAAUAGAUUUGAGUAAAAACAUUAAAUCUAAAUGUGAUGAAGGGAAAGUUUUAUUUAAUGUAAGCGAUGAUUUCUUAUUAUGGGAGAUUGGUGCAAUGAAAGGUGGUCAUGGAGAGAAUCAAUUAUCGAUGGUUGUAGAAUUUGCACUAUUUAAUCAAGAGGAAUACGACAGAAAGCAAGAAGAAUUACGUACCUCGAUGAAUCCACCACCUUUGGUGGAAGGUAUUAAAUUAGAAGAAAUAUAUCAACAAAUACAUGGAGAUGAUCAUGAUGUUACUAAAGAGACUCCUGCACAAGAUAAAAGAGAAUUAGAAAAAACACAACUACUGCAUAUCAACUUUGAGAUCCCAUACUCAACCUUGAGUGGUAUCAACAUCGAAUACUUAAAGAUUGAGGAACCGCAACUACAAUAUCAAUCGUUUCCAUGGGUCCGUUACAAGGCUAUCAACGAUGAAGAAUAUGCAUACGCAAUAUAG
Messenger RNA from Maudiozyma saulgeensis, 1755 nucleotides. NCBI's taxonomy places the organism in Eukaryota, Fungi, Ascomycota, Saccharomycetes, Saccharomycetales, Saccharomycetaceae. The record is from the annotation of a GenBank genome assembly.